Messenger RNA from Fusarium proliferatum ET1, 993 nucleotides. RefSeq lists its product as uncharacterized. The record is from RefSeq and is a predicted model, not a curated record. Bases 1 to 993 code for a protein of 330 amino acids. Lineage: Eukaryota; Fungi; Ascomycota; Sordariomycetes; Hypocreales; Nectriaceae. The transcript is spliced from 3 exons.
AUGGCCCCCGCAAAUGCCAAAGCCAACUACAAGACCUACGAGGCUCAGGCCCGUAUGGUUCGCGCCAUCGUAGCCGCUCAUCCCGACGUCAAGUGGAACUACAAGGAAAUCGCCGCUUGUUACGGCUCUGACAUGACGGACCAUGCUUUGAAUCAUCGAUUCCGCAAGGUUCGGGCAACUGUCAGCAUUAUCCAUGCGGCCCGUGAGCAAGGUCUCGAUGUCAAGGAUUUGACCACCGACGAAAACCUUCUCCCUACCACACAGGGAGCUAUUGACAAGAACAAUAUCGCCAAAUACUUUGGUCAGUCUACCGCAGAUGGCAUCCAGUUCCAGUUUCGGACCAUCAAGAAAGACGCUGAGGCUCUUCGUUAUGCCGCUAACAACGGCGACGAUGUCGCCAACUGCCUCAACCUUGGGACCGCAUCCGGGUUGCCAAACACCCCGUCCAAGCCGACUCCCUCGCGCCAGCAUGGAAGUCGAUCGGGCAAGGGAUCCAAGCGCAAGACCUCGUAUACGCCCUUGAAUCCCAUCAAGCGUUCUGGCUCAGAAGAUGAGGACGACGACGAGCUUAACUUUGACGACAUGGAUCAUACUCCCUCAAAGAAAGUCAAGACAACUGGACGUACUCCUCGUGGCCCUACACCCUCUCGCACAGCUGCCCGGAAGGCCGCUGCUACUAUCGCCGGCGCUUCUGCGCAGUACAAUGACAGCGAGUCUCCGUACGAAGAUGCCCCUACUCCAACUCCAGGUCCUACUUCGGCUCCUGUCGGUCUCCCUGCUGCAGCGCUCCCUUCCUCUGCGCCUGUUGCUCCAACCUCCAUCUUUGGCAACGUAGAGCGUAAGCCUCAGCCGUCCGUGGGCGGAAAUUCUGGUCUUGACAUGAUCAACUCAGCUGGCCUUGGGUAUCCCGACAUCUUCUCAGUCGCGGCAACCUAUCGCGCUCCACCUCCCGAUGACUCGUCCUACAUGGAAUGGGGUGACGGAGAGAUCUGA